Molecule: messenger RNA, 2763 nt
Organism: Tinamus guttatus (white-throated tinamou)
Lineage: Eukaryota; Metazoa; Chordata; Aves; Tinamiformes; Tinamidae
Source: RefSeq, a predicted model, not a curated record
AUGAAUGUCCUUGGGACCGAUGUAAACUGGAAGCAGAACCUCGGGAUCGAUUUAAACUGGAAGCAGAACCUCGGCCGUGUGGAAAUCAAUGCACCCGUGUUGGUGGGCGCCGUGCCGACGGGCGGCUCCGCACCCAGCUCCCCUGGGGCUUUUCCAGGUUUUCUCCAGUGGAUUCUGCAUUCCACGGGGGGCACCGUGUGGGACCCAUGUCGGCUUGUGAGGUGCAGUGUGAUGGUAGGAACACACACACGGCACCACGUGCAGAUCCACCCGCCCGCCGGCUACCGCGUCUUCCGCAACGGCGAGUACCGGGAGACGCAGUAUUCGUUUAAAGAAGUAUUUGGCACCCUGGUUGCUCAGAAGGAACUUUUCGAUGUGGUGGCUAAACCUCUCGUGGAAGAUCUCGUCCAUGGGAAAAACGGCCUGCUUUUUACAUAUGGUGUAACGGGCAGCGGAAAGACCCACACCAUGACGGGAUCUCCGGGGGACGGAGGGCUUCUUCCUCGGUGCUUGGAUAUGAUCUUCAACAGCAUAGGACCGUUCCAGGCCAAACGAUUUGUUUUUAAGCUGGAUGAGAAGAAUGGUGUGGAUGUUCAGUGUGAAGUGGAUGCUCUGUUAGAGCGACAGAAAAGAGAUGCCCUGCCUGUUCCAAAAACUCCAGCUGGCAAGCGCCAAAUAGAUCCCGAAUUUGCCAAUAUGAUCAACGUGCAAGAUCACUGCAAAGUGGAAGAAGUUGAUGAAGAAAACGUUUACAGUGUCUUUGUCUCCUAUAUCGAGAUCUACAAUAACUACAUAUAUGACCUCUUGGAGGAAUCUCCCUUUGAUACCAUAAAACCAAAGUGGAACAAUUGCAACACUCCUGUGCGAAGUGGUGACUUUAUACCUCCACAAUCCAGAAUACUGCGUGAGGGCCAGAAUCACAAAAUGUACGUGGCGGGGUGCACCGAGGUAGAGGUGAAAUCCACAGAAGAAGCUUUUGAAGUGUUUUGGAGAGGUCAGAAAAAAAGGCGUAUUGCAAAUACUCAGCUGAACAGAGAAUCCAGUCGCUCUCACAGUGUUUUUAUAAUAAAGUUGGCUCAGGCACCCCUGGAUGCUGAUGGAGAUAACGUGCUACAGGAGAAAGAACAUAUCACUUUAAGCCAGCUGUCCUUGGUUGAUCUAGCUGGGAGUGAGAGGACUUACAGAACAAAAGCUGAAGGGAACAGGUUGCGAGAGGCAGGUAAUAUUAAUCAGUCACUGAUGACAUUAAGAACGUGUAUUGAAGUUCUACGGGAAAACCAGCUGUAUGGAACAAAUAAGAUGAUUCCGUACAGAGAUUCCAAGCUGACUCAUCUCUUCAAGAACUAUUUUGAUGGCGAAGGAAAAGUGCGUAUGAUUGUGUGUGUUAAUCCCAAAGCUGAGGACUACGAGGAAAGCUUGCAAGUGAUGCGGUUCGCAGAGAUGACGCAGGAAGUGGAAGUUGCCAGACCUGUUGACAAACCUCUUUGUGGCCUGACCCCGGGGCAGCGCUUCAGGAACCAGGCGUUCCGAGAGGAGCUCUCCCGAAAGCUGGAGAUGAGGGGGGGCCCCCUAAACCGAGAAACAGAAGAACAAUCUGUUUCAGAAACGCUUUUGAAGAGCUUUCCUCCGUUGCCUUCGUGUGAACUUUUGGAUAUUAAUGAUGAUCAAACACUUCCAAAGCUUAUUGAAGCCCUGGAAAAACGCCAAAUACUAAAACAAAUGUUGUCAGAGAAAUUUGCCAAAAACGUGCUUUCAUGUAAAACUCUGCUGCAAGACUUAGAGUCCAGCAUCGUAUCCAAGGAGAACUAUAUUCAAGGAAAAUUGUCUGAUAAAGAGAAAAUAAUAGCAGGACAGAAAAUGGAGCUAGAACGCCUGGAGAAGAAAAAUAAAACUCUGGAAUACAAGAUUGAGAUUUUGGAGAAAACUGCCACGAUUUACGAAGAAGACAAACGUAAUCUCCAGCAAGAGCUAGAAAGCAAGAGCCAGAAACUGCAGCGGGAGGCGUCCGACAAGCGGCGGCUGGAGGCACGACUGCAGGGCAUGGUGGUGGAAACCAGCAUGAAGUGGGAGAAGGAGUGUGAACGGCGCGUAGCAGCAAAGCAGCUGGAAAUGCAGAACAAACUUUGGGUCAAAGAUGAAAAACUGAAGCAACUGAAGGCCAUAGUUACUGAACCAAAGACUGAAAAACCCGAGAGGCCGUCGCGGGAGAGAGACAGAGAGAAGCCUGCUCAGAGAUCAGUGUCUCCUUCGCCAGUGUCUAACGCGCCUCCAGUUCGUCUCCGGCACCGACGGUCGCGCUCGGCCGGGGAGAGAUGGGUGGAUCAUAAACCACCUUCUAACCUGCCCACCGAGACGGUCAUGCAGCCCCAGGUCCCUCACGCCAUCACGGUAGCGGCUGCGAGCGAAAAAGCCCUAGCUAAGUGUGACAAGUACAUGCUGACACACCAGGAGCUGGCCUCCGAUGGGGAGAUUGAGACAAAGCUGAUUAAGGGCGAUGUUUUCAAAACCCGGGGUGGUGGCCAGGCUGUCCAGUUCACCGAGAUAGAGACUCUAAAGCAAGAAUCCCCAACUGGUCGGAAGCGACGAUCGUCGCCUUCCGAUCCCAGCCCGCCAGACGAUGCUGGAGACUCUGAAUGGACCGAUGUGGAAACCAGAUGUUCUGUGGCAGUGGAGAUGAGGGCAGGAUCUACCCUUGGACCUGGAUAUCAGCAUCACGCUCAGCCCAAGCGAAGAAAACCAUGAGCUUAAUGUGCUACUGCAUUG